Molecule: messenger RNA, 1820 nt
Organism: Mucor mucedo
Lineage: Eukaryota; Fungi; Mucoromycota; Mucoromycetes; Mucorales; Mucoraceae
Exons: 1
Coding region: 1-1800 (599 amino acids)
Source: RefSeq, a predicted model, not a curated record
AUGAAUACUUUCGAAUCUUUGCCUCAUGAAAUCUGGGACAUCAUUAUGUUCUAUGUUGGAGACCAUGCAAAGAAGAGUCAAGUGAUGGCUGUAAAUAAGAAAUGGUACAAUUUAUACUUAUCACUCGCCUACACUGCUCCCGUCAUCGACUUGAACUCAUGUCCCUCCAAAUUUAAUGGUUUUUUUAAUUCACCGUUCAAUCCAGGGCAGUACACAACGUCCAUUACUUUGCAACAUUUUGGAGGAGAUACGGAGUACUACGCAGAUAUUACUGAAAGCAAACUUUAUCGAUUAAUGAUGCAGACGCCCCACGUAAAAGAAGUCGAAUUCGAUCAGAUCAAACGUUUUGAUACGAGGUACUGGGAUUAUUUUUAUAAGGCACUCAAAGCGGCAAACACAUGGAAAUUACACAAAUUGCCAAACAAUUGGUAUUUGUCUCAUAUAUAUAAACAAGCUAUAUUGGUACAUGCCACUUAUUGGAAAUGUGUGAAGCAUUUAAAGCAUUCAAUUAGCUCCGUACGUCUGAUUAAAACUAAAAAGCCAAAAAUGAUGAAUUUCAGAUUUUUAAAUCAAUUUACUGCGUUGAGAUCAUUGAACAUCACUAAAGGUUUGCUUAAACGCGUAUACGACUUGGAUAUUCUGCUUCAACAAGUCUCUCAGCUGGAGGAGAUCGAGGUGGAUUUUUCAGACACGAGCUUCGUUCCAGAUUUUUCUCGAAAUGGUGGAAUGAUCCUAGGUGGAGAGUAUCCGAACAUAAAGACAAUAAUAUUUCAUUCGUUUGUUUUUCAAACCGAUCAUCAAGCGUGCAUAUUUUAUACCAAUUUCACAGGACUUCAAAAACUACACAUUACAGGCAUUCAAAACGAACUCAUUUUAAGACCAGAAACCGAAAUGAAGUUCUUCACAAUGCUAUCGUCACUUUUGGAUUACAAUUUUGGCCUCCGUGGAAGCUUUAUUGGCAAGUCUGAUUUUGUUAGCAGAAACUGUAUGCAAGUAAAUCACGCUUUGUUGUCUGGUCGUCGUCGUGGAGACAAUCCAAUUCCCAUCUGUGUUGAAAAAUCAAUACUCUUCCCUGAUGGGGCGAUACGACAUACAAUUUGGAAUGAUCAUAUUGCUGCGAGGCGUAUUCUUUUAGGCUUAGGACCAAAUAUACAGCAACUUGAACUUUCUGACAUAAAAGAUGAGCAUAUACAAGACUCUCUGGAGGUUCUUUUCAGUAACCAGCACAAAAAAUUACGCUAUAUUGUAUUCCAAAGGCUCAAUUUUACCAUGCUAACCAACGCAAAUUUGGUUUUUACAGGGUGCAUAGAUAGUGUACAGUUUGAAGUUUGCACACUUUCCGAACAGGCACUUCAAUUUUUAUUAGCCUGCUUUACAAAUUUAAGAAAAGUUCAUUUUAAAGCCUGCGUGUUUUCUGAUUCUUUCAAGCAUACGUCGAUCUGUGUAACCAUGCCAAAGACUGAUAUCCAACAACUCUGUAUAACGUAUCAAAGACCUCCGAAUAAUGAAUUAGGAUAUCGUCAUAAGGAAAGAUGGAAUCGUGCUAAACCGCGUGUGCCAUUUCCUUUGGUUUCAAUUACGUUGAUUAACGAAGGUACUACGAAAUAUUAUCAUACGAAAUAUGAAGUAGUACCAGUGGUUAUGGAAACAACAGAAAAAGAAUUUCUUCAACUCAGAGAAAAUGCAACGCGAUUUGUACCUUGCCCGUACGUUAUAGCUAUUCAGGCCAAAUCGAUUCGAGAACUUACAAUUAUGAACCAUAAAACUCAUCCAUCAACAGACAUUCACAUGAAUUUAUAGCUUAUAAAAAGUCUUCAUUA